Molecule: messenger RNA, 174 nt
Organism: Bipolaris zeicola 26-R-13
Lineage: Eukaryota; Fungi; Ascomycota; Dothideomycetes; Pleosporales; Pleosporaceae
Exons: 1
Source: RefSeq, a predicted model, not a curated record
GUACUAGCGUUUCUUGUUUCGGCGAAGCCCGAAGCCGGUGCCUCUGAUCUAGUACGAUGUCAAUCUCAGACUCUUAAUAAUAGAAACCAUAUGCCGAGAUUCCAUGGCAAGGCAGACGAAUGUAACUCGGCUAAAUUGAUCACGCAACCACAUCGGACCUAUGGCCACAGCUGA